AUGUUCAAGGAUCGCAAAUUGUGCUCAGUCUGCAAUCAGUUAGGCGAUUGCUUUCAUUUUGGGGUCGUCACUUGCAAAGCAUGUGCUGCAUUUUUUCGGAGGUCAAUUCGAAUGAAAUUGGAUAAAACCUAUACGUGUAAAUUUGAUGAUUCGUGUGUUGUCAAAUCAGGCAAUCGCGAUAAAUGCAAGAGAUGUCGAUUCUUGAAAUGUGUCAAAGUCGGAAUGCUUCGCAAUUUAGUUUCAAAGGCAAGUCAGGUUGAAGUGCCGACGACAUUAAGCGACAAAUUAGUUCCAGUUGGCAAGAAGAUGUUCGAUGUGGAUUCAAGCAGCUAUGAGCGAAUCGCUCCAACGUUGUUCUCAAUUUUUGAAGCUUAUCGAGGAUUAUUCCAAAAAAGGACAUUCUUCCAUGAUUGUGUUAAGGAUCGAGAACCAAAAGCAACUUGUUUUCAAGAAUUCGUUCAAGUUUAUACAAAGGAUGUUUAUUUGCAAAAUGAGUUUUUGGAAGCAAGUUUUCCGGAAUAUGACACGAUGAGUACUGCUGCAAAGAAGAAGAUAUUCAAAUAUUUCUUUGUUUCUUUUCUUAUCCUCGAGAUGGGAUAUCGAUCAUAUCUUGAAGCAAAACCUCAUGAAGUCAUUAUCGCCAAUGGCGAUUUUAUAAAUAUUCGACAGACCGACAAAUUCUAUCUUGAUCCACAUCAAAAGCAAAACUGCAAGUCCCAAGAUGCUGUAGAAAUGUAUCAGCCAGUAUUCGACCAAAUGCAGAGAAAUGUGUUUCAGCCUUUGGUUGAGAAACGCUUAGAUAUUUUGGAAUUUCUUGCACUGGCGGCUCUUUCUUUGUGGAAUUAUGAUAUCGAAGAUCAGCCGGAUUGUUUCUAUGAAAUAUGUGCUCCACUGAAACAGCGGAUCAUCCACGAAUUGAUGUCAUUUUAUGAGAAACGCGGAAAUAUCACUGAUCCACUUUAUAGGCUAUCUAAUCUUCUAUUACUACUUCCUUCUUUAGAACGCGCUAUUCAAGUAUUUGUUGAUUAUGUUGAACUAAAAAGCGAAAUGCUGUUUUGUCUUUUUUACUGCAUAAUAAGCUAUGGAAACUCGCAGAAUUUGACGCGAGAUCAAGUCUAUUCUAUUUUGAGCAAAUAUUUUGAAGAAAACACUGACGGAACUCAGAACGAGUCACUAUUUCCAAGAUUUAAUGUCGAUGUCGCGUUGGCAAUGCUAAAAUUAGUUCAAGUGGUGGAGCCUGAGGAAAAAGUCACAUUUCUUUUCGACUAUAUUGUUACUUGGAGUGACAGAAGACUCAUGUGGAAUCCUGAUGAGUAUGAUGGCAUCAAUCAUAUUUACAUUCCAAGAUCGAAAAUGUGGAUCCCUGAAAUAUCAAUAGUCGAUGCGACAGAUAGAGAUGAAUAUACUCCAGAACAGCAAAGAAUUGGAUGGGUGAGUUCUAAUGGAUCCGCUGGUUAUUAUAUUUCGACAAUAACCUCUGUUAUAUGUAAUAUGAAUGUAUUUCGGUUUCCAUUGGAUGAACACACUUGCAGUGUGAAUCUACUAUUCUAUACAUAUUAUCCGAACGAAUAUCAAAUUUCGAUAAGAAUGGGAGUCCUUCCACGGCCGGUACCCGAACUUGGAAAUGGUGAAUGGCAAAUGUUGAAAAUCGCAAUAGGAGGAGAGCUUCUCCAAGAACAGGAAAUUAAUAUCCACAGUUUCGAGGCCACUUUUCGAAGAAAUCCUGGUUUUUAUAUCGCAUUGGUCAUGAUUCCUGCAUAUGUCAUCAAUGUCCUAUCAAUUCUAGCAUUAUUCAUAAAUAUCGAUGAUCGAUCUGAAAAAUUCACAAUUGGAAUGACGAAUAUCAUGUCGAUGACGUUCAUUUUAUCUAUUUUAUCGGCUGAUCUUCCUAAAACUCAAAAUCUUCCACUUUUGGCGAUUUAUGUUUUAACGAAUUUAUCUAUUAUGCUUACAUCGUUAGCUGCCGUUCUGUUUCUUCCAAAUUUUCGGAAAUUUUUUGGCCUCAAAAAGAGAAAGGAAGUUGAUACAAAUGGACUUUCGGUGCCUAGAAAGUGCGGUUUGGAUUCCACAGAUGGAGCUAGGUUGAUAUCUCCACAAUCCGAUUCGACAUUGGAAAAGACGGAACAGGAUUUAGAGCGCGAUUUGAUGGACGAUAUUCUGGAAAAAACUCAACACAGCAUCAUUACUGUUGGAAAUACUGAUCAAAAUGUGGUUUCAAGAGUCGAAAUCCAUACUAGAGAGAGGAAGUACGAGGCUCUCAUGAAAAACCAUCUUGAAAAGAUGCCAAGAACAGUGGAGCAGCCAAGUUCAAGUGAAUAUGAUAUCAGCUUCGAAUUCGAUGCAACUCAACAACCAAUUGAAUUGCCGACGACUUAUGAAGCCUUAUUGGCAGCUACUCGUCCUGCAAGUGAUAAAUCGGCGCAUCCGCAUCCUCCUACCGUUUUAAGAGCUAGACCAACUGGCCGCCAAUACAAUACGCUUUUGUUGGAACAUCCCGAUGUCAAACAUGCGGGAAGGAUGAACAAAGUAGCGAAACCAUUGAAGGAAAAGCUCAUGAACUCGGUUAAAACUAUUCACAACGACGUCUUGAAAUGCGAAAUCGUUCACAGGGGCCAAUUGGUUGUUUUCAUGGACCCAUAA
Molecule: messenger RNA, 2640 nt
Organism: Caenorhabditis bovis
Lineage: Eukaryota; Metazoa; Nematoda; Chromadorea; Rhabditida; Rhabditidae
Source: the annotation of a GenBank genome assembly